UACCGUCGUCCUUCAUUCCAUUUACUAGAGAGAAAGAGAGCGAGAGAAACGAGCCAACAUUUAUUUCAUUUUAUUUUUUUCUUAAUUUUUACCAGCACGAAACAAAAUCGCUCUCUUCUCCUCGAUCGGAUCUGGUGAAAAAAAAAAAAAACGCUCCAAUUUAAGUAACCGAAGAGUGCACGAUCACCGCCACCGCAAAGCAACCAAAGAUAGCAACAAAGCGCAGAGAGAAAACCCUAAUUUCUCCGAUCGAGGCGAGGUUGGGUCGUCGGUGAUGCUGCCGGAGCUCCGCUGAUAUCUUCAUUCGGUUUAUUGAUCGGCGGCCGGAUCGGGCGAAGUCGAUGGAUAAGAACAAGAGCAGAACCGAUAUGCUCGCUGCUGGCCGAAAGAAGCUCCAACAGUUUAGAAAGAAGAAGGGGAAAUCUUCGGGCAAGGCCAGCAAGCCUGAGAAUGGUGGUGAUCCUGAGGAGCUAUCAAAACUACCAGAUUCUCCAUCUGUUCCCUCUGCUAAACACGGAAGGGACCAAGAAGAGCAUCCUACUAUUUCUUUAGAUCGCCAGGAAGCUAACCAUUCUGGAUCUCAAGAAUUCAACGGUGAGAUAUUGGAGAAUAGAGAGGAUGAAGCUGAUGGAAGCAUUCAUGUUAUGGCUCCAGAUUCGGAGAGGACCAAUGAAGAUGGUGCUGCUGCUUCUACUUCAUCUGAAGUCACUGAAGAAGGUGCAGAAAGUCUUGUUUUUGACAAUUCUGAGAAUGGAAGAGACAGGAACCAAACUUCACCAGAGGAGCAUGUGAUUAGAGUUGGAAUGAUUGAGGAAAGUAUAACACCUGAUCAAGAAGCUACUCAAUCUUCAUUUCUGGCUGGAAGACUUGAAGAGGUUGGUUCUAUUGUAUCUGAUAAGCCCGAGGAGAGGACUCCUAUCCAAGAAAAUUCAGAUGCACAAUCUUUAGAACAAAAUAUGCUAUUCACUAACAGUGAAGGAGGUAUUAUUGUAGUUGAUGCUGAAGGGGAACAAAGUAAUAAUGAAGAAACUGCCAUCCAUCACAUAUUGGGGCUUGGAGCAACUCAGGAGGAAGCCAGGUCUUCUAUAUUGGCUGAAGAACUUCAGGUGGAAGAUGCAUCUGUUUCUGAUAAAGCUGAGGAAAGUUCUGCCGUUCUCCCUUUAUCACAGGAUUUUCUCUCUGCUGCAGCAGAAGAUAAUGCAGCUCCUGCUGAUGAGGAAGGGGAUAGAAGAAAUGAUGAAAAAGCCAUGCUUCUAUCUGAGUGGAAUCUAGAGUCUAAUGGGCCUCCUCUGCCUGAUAUAUUACUUAUGGAGGGAAAUAUGAGUUCUUCUUACAGGCCAGAAGACAGUAUUUCUGUUGAAGAAACUUUAGAUACCAUAUUAUCUGCUUCUCAAGGUACUCUGCUCAUGGAAGAGGGAGAUGGUGCUUCUAUAUGUAAUGAGGAAGGGGAUCGAAGAAACGAUGAAGAAUUUGGACAACACACUGGAAGAACUGAAGAGGUGGAUGGGUCUUCUAUUCAUAGCGAAGCACUGUUUCAUAAGGCAAGGGUUAGUCUUUCGGAUGAGCCUGAAGGGACUUCCUAUACUGAAGAAAAUCUGGAAAAUUCAGCUUCCUCUACCAAAGAUAUUCCACACUCCAAGAGCGAAGAUGUUGCCAUUAUUACAGACACAGGAGAGGAAAAAAGAAAUAUGGAGGAGAGAGUGGCUCAAUCUUCUCCUGGGAAGAAUGCCACUGUAGAGUCUUUGGAGAAGCUUUCUCCACGAGUGGUUGUAUCAUUUUGGGAGAUGACUGAGGAGAUUAACAAAGAAGAUUCUCAUGCGCUGAGCUCUAAUGAGGAAGUUGAGGAUAUUAGACAACUUCUUUACAUAACAACUCUUGAGAAGGAUGUCUUCCGGUUGCAGCUAGAAGAACAGAUUGUAUUAAGUGCAGAAAAAGAGCAACACUCUUUUGAUGAAAUGUUAAAACUCAGGGAUUUGGUGAAGGAAACUCAAAAUAGCAGGGGAAUGAUAAAUGAGGAACUUGACAAGUGCAGGUCUGAACUCCAGGCCAUGACUAUUGCGAAGGACGAACUUGGGAAUCAAUUUCUUUUCAUAGAAGGGGAAAUGGAGGAACUUCAGAUCAGGGCCAACGAGUUGCAGAAUAACCUGAAGCAGUCUCAAAAAGGGUUAUCUCAAGCUUUGGCAGAAUUAGCUGGUUGCAGAGCCUCAUUAGAUACCUUGCAGAAAGAAAAAUUGGACUUGACACAAAACAUAAUUUCUGAAAGAGAUGCAAGGAAGAAGCUCAUGGAUGAGAACAAUUUCUUUUCUAGUGAGAACAAGAAGCUCGCUUCAGAGGUAUUGGAAAAGAAGGACCAGUUAAUUAUUGCCCUUAAUGAGCUGGUACAACUUCAGAGCAGCCUCAGAGAUGCAGGGCCAUGCAUUGAGCAACUUAUUGAGGAGAACUUGUAUCUUGCUAGUAGUUUAGAUGUGCACAAAGCGAAGAUCAGGGAGCUCAAUGGAACGCGCCUGGAAUUACCUUUUAAAGCCAAAGAAUCUGGGAAUACAGGAAUGGUGUUGCUUCAGAAGGAUCCAGAAAAAGAUCAUGACAACUCCAUUUUAUUUGGAAUUUUGAAGCAGCAAUUGCAAGAGGCCAAUAUCAUAUUGCAUAACCUUGAGAAUUCAGUUGAUAAUAUGCACUCUUAUGCUGUGUCUUUGAGUAGGUCAGGUGGAAAAGCAGCAGCACCUGGAAUAUCAAAAAUUAUUCAAGCCUUUGAGUCAAAAGCUCAUAAUGUGGAGAGUGUUUCAGAUGAGAUGCCGUCUCCAAUUGAGGUAGAACACCCUGAAGAUUCAUAUGCAAUAACGAAGGAACAAACAUCCAGUCUCGGAGAUAUUCUAAAGAAGAUGGACUUGGAGUUAGAAAAGGCUGAACUUCCUUUAGCAAAGGAACAAAAUAGCAGAGAGCAUUUUAGCAAGUCGAGUAUGGAAUCUGAACCUGAAAAUCAACAGAAUAGCUUCUUUCAAGAAAGGAUUGAUGGGCUCGUUGAGAAUGUGUCUGCCUAUAAAUCAAAAAUAGCUGAACUUGAGAAUCAUAUAGAUGAAAUACAACAAGGUGCAAAUGAAGAGACAGCGAGGCUACUAAGUCAAGUAGAAAUGUUGCAGAAGGAAGUGAAUGACAGGUCAUUCAUUUAUAAGCAAGAAGAGGAUUCUAUCAGGGGUGUUAUUAUUAAUGCAACUGGAAAGCUUAAUGCUUCCACGGGACUGUAUGUAGGUGAUGGAUUGGAUGUUGGCUCCCAUGUUGUGGCUUCUGUUGAUGCUGCUUUACUGGCAAUUACACGUCUGCGUGAGAAGCUUGAAACCGCUUCUGUUAAUUACAGCACCCUUGAAACUUCGUUUGAGGACUUGAGUAGAUCAUUUUCAGACAUGCAAGGAAGGUAUAUUUUGGCUGUUGAGAUACUGAAAAAAACACACGGUGGAAUUAGCAAUGUUGUUUGUGAUUCAUAUCAGAGUGUGGAAGAUACUCUGAUAGAUGUGACUGCUGAUGAAUCCCUAGAGAAUCUGGGUGGAAACUUUGAUUUGCUUAUUGGACAUUUGCAGAAGCUGAAUGAUGAAUACCGCCACCUUUUAUCUAAAAAUACUGAGUUAGAGGUAGGAUUAUUAAACAGAAACCAUGAUAUCGAAGAGCUGAACAUGAGAUGUGAUGCUUUGUCCAAGGAGUUGGAAAAUGAAUGUCGUGGCAAAGAUGGGCUUGAAUCGAUUUUGAUGAAUAGAGGCAAAACUUUCGAAGAAUUGAGCAACAAGGUUUGUUUAUUGUCCGAGAGACUGGGAGAGCAUGAAUCAGGUAAGGAAUUAGAUGCUGUCUCUAUGUCUAUGACCUCUGAGAACAUGGAGACUGACUUCUGCAUGUCUAUGUUAUCACGACUUGAGGCAUUAAUUGCUAGCCAUCUUCAAAAGCAUGAGGAGAUUAUUGAGCAGUUGAAUUCUUCAAAGAUUUGCUUACAGGAAGGUAAUAUUGCUACUGAAGUUUCAGCUGAAAACUGGUCCUUGCCCUUGAAUAUCUUACUUAAGCAAGAGUUGGUACCUAAGGUGAGUGAAUUAAAAGAUAAAGUGCAGCUGUUAAGUGCCUCAAACCUUCAACAAGAAGCUGAAAUUAAAUUCCUCAAAGAGGGCUUGAGUAAAAUGGAAGAGGCUAUGGAAGUAUCUCAUUCUGAGUUGAACUCAAAAGUAUCUGAACUUGAACUUUCUGAGCAGAGGCUUUCCUCUGUAAGGGAGAAACUUAGCAUAGCUGUUGCGAAAGGCAAAGGUCUGGUUCUGCAGCGAGAUAAUCUUAAACAAUCUCUGAUGGAGAAGUCCAGUGAGCUUGAACGAUGCGUGCAAGAAUUGCAGGCAAAAGAAACACUGCUUCACGAAGUGGAGGCAAAACUUAAGUCUUGUUCAGAAGUGGACCGUGUUGAAGCUUUAGAAUCUGAACUCUCAUAUAUUCGGAACUCUGCAACUGCACUAAGGGAUUCUUUUCUUCUUAAAGAUUCCGUUCUUCAGAGGAUUGAGGAAGUCUUGGAAGAUUUGGAUUUGCCAGAGCAUUUCCACUCAAAGGAUAUAGUAGAAAAAAUUGAGUUGCUCUCCAGAUUGGUUGCUGGUAACUCUUCUUUUCCCAUGACUGAUUGGGAUCAGAAAAGUUCUGAGGGGCGCUCACAUUCUGAUGCAGGAUAUGUGGUUACAGAGGCUUGGAAAGAUGAGAUUCAGCCAAAUUCUACUCAAGAGUUAGAUGAUUUGAAAAGAAAAUAUGAAGAGCUUCAAAGCAAGUUUUAUGGCUUGGCCGAGCACAAUGAUAUGUUGGAACAAUCCCUGCUGGAGAGGAAUAGAGUUGUACAGAAAUGGGAAGAGAUGCUGGACAGGAUUGACAUGCCUUCACGGUUGAGAACAUCGGAUCCAGAGGAUAGGCUCGAAAGUUUGGGAAGAGCACUUUCUGAAAUCCAGCAGGAAAGAGAUGCUUUGCAGCUGAAGAUUGAGAACCUCGAGGUUUCUACUGACAUGCUUAUCGUGGACUUAGAGGAGUCUCACAAAAAGAUAUCUGAACUCAGUGCUGAGGUUGUAACUGUUAAAUCUGAAAAAGAUUUCUUUUCUGAAAGCCUGGACAAGUUGAGGUUCCAGUAUCUUGCACUGUCUGAGAAGGCUGUCCAUGAUGAAGUUGAGAGAGAGAAUUUACAAAGAGAACUAGCUAUCUUGCAGCAAAAGUUGGUUAAAGAAGUUGAGGUUAAGGGUCAUCAAGAUUUAAAAAAUGAGAUAAGGAACCUGCAUGACUUGGUUCUCAAUACAUUGCCAGAUGGUGAUAGGAUUGGGAUGGAUUACGACGGAAGCGAAAUAACAUCUCUGGAAGCAUUAUUGAGGAAGCUUGUUCAUAAUUAUAUAAUGCUGUCAGAAAAUUCCAAGCAUCCAAUUACCAAUAAGGAGGCUCAUUUUGAGGAAAGCAAUUCAUCUCUUGAUAAACAGUCAUCAAGAGAUGUUCUGCAUGACAAAGAUCAGGAGUUAUCAGGUCUGAGGGUGGAGCUUGAUGAGGCCUCUAGGAGUCUGAUUUUGGUGAAGGAGGAGCGAGAUGAAACCAUGGAGAAGUACCAUUCUUUGAAAUCAGAAAUAGAGGAAACUACGAGACAGAUGAAUUUGUUACGAGAGGAGAGGGACCAUGACAUGAAAAAGUAUCAGUCCUUAAUGUUGGAGUUAGAGGCGGUGGGUAAACAUAGGGAUUUUUUGCAAGAACAACUGGAGAAGUAUCAGUCUGUAAUGUUGGAAUUUGAGGCAAUGGGUAAACAUAGGGAUACCUUGCAAGAACAACUAAGCCAGGAGGAGCAAAAAACUGCAGCUGCAAGAGAGAAGCUAAACGUUGCUGUUAGAAAAGGGAAGGCUCUGGUGCAACAGCGAGAUGCCCUGAAACAGACCAUUGAGGAGAUGAAUACUAUGGCGGAACACUUAAAAAUUGAGCAUAAUAAGCAAAUAGAAGCUUUAGAAUCAGAAAAAUCUUUCUUGGUGAAUCAGUUGGCAGAAAGUAAACAGAAUCUGGAACAACAUAGCCAAAAAUUGAAUGAAUUGCUGUCAGCUGUUCUUUCCAUUGACAUUGGCAGAAACAUUAACGUUACUGAUCCUAUCCUUAAGAUGGAAGAAAUUGGGAAAGUCAGUCGUGACCUGCAUUUAGCAGUAGUUUCUUUUGAGAAUGAAGCAAAGAAAUCUAAACAGGCAGCUGAACUUUUAUUAGUUGAGUUGAAUGAAGUACAGGAUAGAGUCGACAUCCUCCAGGAGGAUCUGGAAAAGGCUGAAGCUGCACUUGCAGAAAGUUAUAAGCAGAAACUUGAUGCCGAGGCUGCUAAGAUGGAUGCUGUUUCACGUCUUGAACAAUUUAUGUUGGUUCAUUCUGAUGAAAGAAAGAAGGCAUUGGAUACUUUGAUGGAGUUGAAGUCUGGGAUUGAUAAACUUACGAAAGGCCGCAUUGUGUUCUCUAAUCUUUUUUCUGAUGUCCUCAGAAAGGAUAUGGAUACCUUCUCACAUUUGAAGUCCUAUUUGGAAUCCAUCUUGCAACAAGUAAAUGAUGAAAAUGUGACAGAUCUACCUGUUCUUGAAUGUAGCAACCUUCAUAUCAAUCCAACAAUUGAGGAGAAUGCUCAUGCUGAUGGUGACGUCUGGCUACUUAAGUUCGAUUCACAUUUUGGUGACAGUUUGAUAGCCGAGCGUCUUGCUCUAGCUUGCUCUAGCUUGCAUGAGUGCACAAGGGAAUAUGAUGAUCUGAAAGACAAAAUACAUCAACACCUCUAUUCCAUUCAUGAACAGGCAACCUUUCUGUCAGAAAUCUUGGAGACUGUAAAAAGAAAGUUAGUCUCUCAGAAGGAGUAUUCAGAAUCACUCAAGAGAGAAGUUACAAGCCUUGAAUUGGCAAUCAAGGAGAAGGAGAAUGAAAUCAGUUCAGCGCGUAGAAAUGUCUCUCUCCUUUAUCAAGCAUGUAGGUGUUCCAUUGAAGAGAUUCAGGAUAGAAAAGCUCAAACACUUGGUAGAACCUUUACUCCUGAAGGACACAGUUCUGAAGCAUCCGGGGCUGUCACACUGCUACCUUACAUUGAUGAGCAAGACGAUGCUGGUGGACAUAUUGUUUACACAGAUCACUCUAUUGGAACAAUUGCUGACUCUUUGUUAUCAGCCAUUCAGAGCUCGACCAGUAUUAAUGAGAGGGAAGAAUAUAACCAUAGGAAAUUGAAGGCUACCAUAUUGGAUUUGCAGAGAGAACUUCAGGAAAAGGAUGUCGAAAUGCUGAGGAUUACUGAAGAGCUAGCGUCUCAGAUUAGAGAUGCAGAGACUGUUGCAAGGAGGUCUUUGACAGAUCUUGAUUCUGCGAGGACACAGGUUUCUUUACUUGAGAAGAAGGUGUCUGAGACGGAGAAUGAUAAGAAGUUACUAGAAUCAAGAAUUAGUGAGCUAAAAGAUAGUGAGGCUUCAUCACAAGAGUUGCAAGGCAAAUUGAAAUCUUUAACUGAUAUACUAGCUGCCAAAAACCAAGAAAUUGAAGGGCUAAAGAGUGGCCUCAUGCAAGCACUUGAUGAAGAAGAGUCAAAGACGGAAGCACUGGAAAACAGGAACAUGGAACUGGAGGAAAUAGUGCAAGAGAAGAUUCUAGCAUUGGAGAACGUUGAAGCCUCCAGGGAAAAGGCUUUAACAAAGCUUUCAACUACAGUGAACAAGUUUGAUGAGUUGCACAAUUUGUCGGAGAAUCUACUGCUGGAGAUAGAAAGCCUUGAAUCGCAAUUAAAAGAAAGGGAUGCUGAGAUCUCAUUCCUGCGUCAAGAAGUAACUAGAUGCACCAACAAUGAUCUGGCCUCACAAGAAACUAACAAGAAAUACCAGUCUCAGAUAAACGACAUGCUAAAUAAAAUGGAAAUGAUGGUUUCACGUUUUGGGGAAUCACAUAUACACGCCAAUGAUGAGAACUGCAGUCAAAUUCAUGUAUAUACUGACAUCCUAGAUAAAAGAAUAAUGUCCAUUAUGAAUGAAUUAGAAGAUUUGAGGGUAACAGCUCAAAAGAAAGAUGUCUUGCUGCAAAUGGAAAAAAGUAGAGUUGAAGAGCUGCUACUUAAAACUGGAGAUCUUGAAACCGUAUGCAAUAAUGAGAUCCAGAGAGAGCCAUCUCAAAGACAGAGAGAUUCCGUUCAUUCAUCCAGCAUGAACUCCCCAGUGCAUGUAGAGACUGAACAAAUGGUACAGAGAAACAAAGCAUCCUCUGCUCCAAUUGUGACUCAUAUCCGCAGUGGACGAAAAGUAAACAAUGACCAAAUUGCUAUAGCUAUAGAUUCGGAGAAGGAUGACAAUCUCUUAGAUGACGAGGAUGAUGACAAGUCACAUGGAUUCAAAUCACUUACUAUGUCUUGUCUUGUCCCAAGAGCUACUCGGCCUAUAUCAGAUAGAGUUGAUGGGAUAUGGGUAUCAGCUGAAAGACUGCUAAUGAGGCAACCUACUUUGCGACUUGGUGUUAUUCUGUAUUGGAUUCUAUUGCAUGCAUUACUUGCCAGUAUUAUUUGAGAACACCAUUUCCUUUACUUAGGUGGAUUAAUUGUACACGCAGGAACUACAGCUAUUUGCUUCCCCAAGUUGGUUGGCAAUGGAGCUCAAAGAUUAUCAGUAUAUAUAAUGUGAUUCUUGCUUCAAAAGAAAUCCUAAGAUACAAUUGAGUUAUCUACCUAUUGUUUUUACCAUCCAGGAGCUGACAUACUUUCUCAUGGUAUUUUUUUUCUCCAUCUGAGGUAAAUCUCAGCUCCUUUGGGUUACAUUCAAAUAAGAGCGCGCACACAGAUCCUGAAGAAAAUUAUCAUCCGACCAAUCUAAAAAGAACAUGUGGAGAGUUUGCCUAUACACCUUUGUACAUUAUUAUUGUAUUACUCUUAACCUACAGUUUGCGGAAAUUGUAAUAUAUUCGUUUUUCUCCAACACAAGAAAUACAGAUGAUUGGGUGAAUUUUGGAACAAAAUCAUACGCGUAGCUUUUUCUUUCUUUUUUUUUGUCUGUAAAACAAAAUGACGGUUGUACUUGGUUUUCUGACAGCAACUCUUGCAUUAUUCAACAUGGUCCGUCUUAACUUCUCACA
Asparagus officinalis (garden asparagus) is the source of this 9090-nucleotide messenger RNA. RefSeq names its product centromere-associated protein E. Lineage: Eukaryota; Viridiplantae; Streptophyta; Magnoliopsida; Asparagales; Asparagaceae. The transcript has 10 exons. The coding region runs from base 342 to 8528 and encodes 2728 amino acids. The record is from RefSeq and is a predicted model, not a curated record.